UGUUGCACAAAAGUAGAAUUAAGACAUCCGGGAUAAAUGACUCAGCUGAGCUCAAUGAAGCCAAAACAUGUGCGUCCAGGCUUAAUUGGUUGCACAAAGACCAAGCCAGGAUGAGCAGACACGGAUUCAUUAAGCCAGGUGAAACCAAUCCUUGGAUAGGUGUGCGCUCACGGCUCACUCAAAUAGACCCCGCCACAGAUCACAGAUUAACUGAUUUACCAUGGCAACUAGAGCCGCGUACUUUUCCCCGUCGGAAGCACAAAUCCUCAUGGAGGCAUACGAGGAGGUAAAAGAUAUAAUUAAGAAGAAAGGCAACACCGCCACAGUGAUAAAGCAAAGAGAAAAAGCGUGGCAAAGUAUUGCAGACCGCCUGAAUGCAUUAAACAUGAACGGGCCAAAACGGACAUGGCAGCAGGUCAAAAUCAAAUACAAGAACAUUCUGCAGAAUGCAGUGAAAAAGAAUACCCACAGACAAGGCACGGGUGGUGGGUCACCAAAGGCUGACCUUACCCCAGCAGAGGACAUGGCCUUGGAGCUAAAUAAAGGCAGGCCCGUCUUAGAGGGGAUCCCUGGGGGGAAAGAGACGAGCAUAGGUUCCUCCCAAGAUGCCACCCGCUUCAUUCAAGUGUCUGGCAGCACUGUGUUCCUGUUAGAGCCACCAGCACAAGCACCAGACGAUGCUGAUCCAGGUGAAGGCCCCAGUGCAGCAGCAACAGCACAUGAUGGAGACGAUGAUGAUGAGGAGGAGACCAUCUCUCUGGAUUCCAGAAGGCAUGAGGACCCAGAUGCUAUACAGUGGGAAAACCAGCCUGGCAACAUAAGCUCACAAGCUAUCAGAAAGUUGUAUGGCAACCACCUCCGGCGCCAAAUAGAACUGGCAGACAUAGACAUUCAGUGCAAGAAGAAAAAGAUGGAAAAUCUUGCACUGGAGUCCGAAAUAAAAAAGAGGACAAUUAGGAAACUGGACCUUGAAAUAAAAAAACUUGAGAGGGAGGUGAGAUAUGCCUUCAAUGUACACUGUAUGCUAACUGUAACACAAAUGUAUUAAUCAUUAUUUGUAUUUCCUCCCCCAGCUCCAAGAAGAUGACACAGCUCAAAAUAAAAAUUAGGUAUAUUCUCGUAAAGUCAAGUGAGCCAUGACAUAUGAGCUCUUAUUGUGAGCACACAGGACGGUGGCAUCUUUCUAAGGUUUUUUUUAUUUUCCCAGCAAUCAGUACAACCAAGUCAUCGUUAUAAGGCAUCGCCCUCUUUUGCCCACCCCCCCAGCACCAGGUGUGGCCACUAGCCUAUAUGAAGGCCCAAAAUUGUGUGUUCCUUUCUGCUCUGACAAUGGCAUGCCCAUUCGUGCGAGAUGUGGUGGAUGAAGAAGCACUUGUGCUGAGGAGAGCCUUCAGGCGAGAAAGGGUCUUCAGGGACCGGUUGGACCCACUGGCCUUCCCUGACGACCAUCUAUAUGACGAUACAGGUUUUCUGCAGAUGGCAUCAGGUAUCUAUGCAGACUACUGGGUCCCAGGAUUAAGCACCGCACUGCACGGAGCCAUGCACUGAGUGUGGAGCAAAUGGUUUGUGUGGCCUUGCGCUUUUUUGCUAGUGGAGCCUUCCUGUACUCAGUGGGGGAUGCAGAACAGCUGAACAAGGCCACAAUUUGCCGCACAAUAAGGAGUGUGUGUCUGGCUAUCAAAGCAUUAGCAGAUGUCUUCAUCUCCUUCCCUGGCCACAGAAGACUCUGUGACAUCAAAGAGGAGUUCUAUAGGAUUGCAGGUUUCCCCAAUGUCAUUGGUGCAGUGGACUGUACACACAUAAGGAUAAAAGCCCCCUCAGGUGCCCAUGAGGCCGAUUUUGUGAAUAGGAAAUCCUUUCACAGCAUUAAUGUUCAGAUGGUCUGCAAUGCUGACUGUGUGAUCAGCAAUGUUGUGGCAAAAUGGCCUGGCUCAGUCCAUGACUCCAGAAUCUUUCGGGCCUCUGAAAUCUAUCAGUGCCUAUCACAAGGUGAAUUCUCUGGUGUGUUGCUGGGAGACAGGGG
This is a messenger RNA of Oncorhynchus gorbuscha (pink salmon), 2023 nucleotides long. RefSeq lists its product as uncharacterized. The record is from RefSeq and is a predicted model, not a curated record. The transcript has 10 exons. Gene Ontology annotation, cellular component: nucleus. Bases 221 to 1048 code for a protein of 275 amino acids. Lineage: Eukaryota; Metazoa; Chordata; Actinopteri; Salmoniformes; Salmonidae.